AGGGUUUCUUGUUUCUUUCUGUUUGAAAGGUUCAGCCCAAAUUCGUCAAACAAUUUCCGACAAAAAAAUUUAACAAAGAGAGAGAAAGAGAAAGUGGAGGGGGAGACGACUCGUGGAGUGUUGAAGACGCUGAUGCGUGGAUGCAGGUGCCAGACACACCAACAAUGACCACAUCGCUCUGGAACCCCCCUUCUUCUUCUUCUUCUUCUUGUUAUUCCACUACUGAUCAUCAUCGUUAUAAUAACAAGGUUCCCUUGUUCAAAUGCCGAUUCCCUACCCCUUCCAAACAACCCAUUGCAUUGAUCUGUGAUUUUUGAUUCAACUAUAUCACACGAUCUUCCUUUUCUCACAGGAAACGGAGAAAUUUGCGUAGAAGAUGGAGGUGGCGAAAUUGUUGUACAUAGUGGUGGAGGAUGAUUUUGGUGGCGAUGAGGAAAGGGAAGGAAAUGAAGAAUUGACAUUUAGGUACACACGUCAUGUUCUUCAGAGCACUUUGCAGUUGAUGGGUUGUAAAGCACGUCACGCCUUCAAGAUUAGCCAAAGGGUCUUUGAAAUCAUGAGAACUGAAUGCUUAGGGGACACUUUAGCUGCCAUGGGUGUCAUCAAAACAGGAAAAGAUUUCUUAAAAGUUCUCCCUGGUAAAGAAAACAGCCGUGUGACUGAUAGCCGAUCAGACAAGGAAGGAGAAAGCAGCAACACGGUUUCAAAGAAUGAUGAUAAAAUAAGAAGCAUACCUUUUGAAUCUUACAAAAAGCGUACUACAGUUGUUGUCAAAAGGAGGAGGUUCAUAGAUGUUGUUUGUGAUGCUCUUGCUGAAUACAAGUAUGUUGGUCCCAAUCAGAGGGCUGAUUUGGUUUUAGCUUGCAGAAUCAGAGAAAGAAAGGAAUCUGUGACAGUGCUACUCUGUGGUACCAGUGGAUGUGGCAAAUCUACAUUGUCUGCUUUGUUGGCUAGCAGAUUAGGGAUCACAACAGUUGUAUCUACAGACUCGAUUAGACACAUGAUGAGGAGCUUUGUUGAUGAAAAGCAAAAUCCACUCCUAUGGUCAUCUACUUACCAUGCAGGAGAACAUCUAGAUCCAGUAGCUGUUUCAGAAGCCAAAGCCAAAAGAAAAGCAAAAAAACAAGGAAGUUCUUCAACUUCCCCUCAAUCACAAUUCAAGACUACAGGUCCUUCUGAUGCUUCAACAUCACUACCUCCUCUACCUAAAGAAGGUGGUUCUACUACAAUUGACUUAAUUAGCCCUAAACAAAUGGCAAUUGAAGGCUUUAAAGCACAAAGUGAGAUGGUCAUUGAUAGUCUUGAUAGACUCAUCACAGCAUGGGAAGAAAGGAAAGAAUCAGUCGUUGUUGAGGGUGUUCACUUGAGCCUUAACUUUGUGAUGGGGUUAAUGAAGAAACAUCCAUCCAUCAUCCCAUUCAUGAUAUACAUUACAAAUGAGGACAAACACAUGGAAAGAUUUGCAGUUCGUGCAAAGUACAUGACUUUAGACCCUGCAAAAAACAAAUAUGUAAAGUACAUAAGAAACAUCAGAACAAUCCAAGAGUACCUUUGCAAUCGAGCAGACAAACAUCUAGUUCCAAAAGUAAAUAACACCAAUGUUGAUAAAAGUGUUGCAGCUAUACACGCGACAGUUUUCAGCUGUUUAAGAAGACGUGAAGCUGGAGAACAGCUUUAUGAUUCUACCACUAACACGGUUUUUGUAAUUGAUGAGGAAUAUAGGAAUCAAUGUGUCGCUAACUCACUCAGCUCAAAGGGAAUGUUUCAGUUGAUCCAAAGGCAAGGCUCUUCAAGGAAUUUAAUGGCCCUGUUAAAUGAUGAUGGAUCUGUUGCAAAAGCAUGGCCUGUUUGUUCUGUAGAUGCGGAUGGGAAGCCGGUUUUAGGACAUCAAACUGACGAGAGUAAUGGAAUAGGAAUAGGAAACGGAAUAGGAAUUGGGAUUCCGAUGUAUGGACCAUUACAGAUUGGAAAAGCGGAACCUGUGAAUCUCCAAUUUGGUAACUUUGGAAUCAGUGCUUGGCCUAGUGACCUUGGGUGCACUAGUCAUGCAAGUAGUGUUGAUGAGUCAAGAGGCGAGCUUACUGACAAUGGUAGUAGAUACCAUUCUUCAUGUUGCAGCUCGCCUAAGGCCUCUGAUGGACCUUCUAAAGAGUUGAAGGAAGAGCAAUCGGUGUUUGGAAGCGAUGAAGAGGUUGAUGAUCAACUAGAUGUAGAUAGUGAUGAAGAUCUUAGUGAUGAUGCUAAAGAACAUAUGCAUGAAGAGAUGGAAGGUUCAGUGGAUGAAGAGUCGACUAAAUCAGAUGAGGAGUAUGAUGACCUGGCAAUGCAAGAUAUUCAAGAAAAUGGUUACUUUACUGAUGAUGAGCUAAAGCAACAUAAUGCGGUUAAUAGCAACCAUUAUGGGGACAAGUAUAGUCAAAAUCUUGACCGGUUUUUGAGAGCCAAAAGUGAGCCAAGCCCUGAUUCAGGACACCCAAACCCUAGUUAUGCGAUCAAGGAGAAAAGGCUCUUGUAUUCUGGAAGCUUUAAGGUGAAGAGAAGAUCGCAUAGUAUUUCGUGCUUUGGUAAGGAUGGGCCAUUGAGCCCAACAUUGUCCAGGAUUACUGCUACAUUAUCGCCUGAUCAUCCUUAACUUUAGUUUUGUGGGUUGUUGUCUUUGUUAACUUGGAAUUUAAGAAUGUAACUUUGUGUUUGUAUUUUGUAGUAGGAAGGAUAUAUGGUUAGUUGAGACCUCGUCAAAUAUAUGUUUAGUGCUUCCAUGAAAUUAAAGAUUGCAUAAGUCCA
Lactuca virosa is the source of this 2784-nucleotide messenger RNA. The record is from the annotation of a GenBank genome assembly. NCBI's taxonomy places the organism in Eukaryota, Viridiplantae, Streptophyta, Magnoliopsida, Asterales, Asteraceae.